AAUCAAACAAAUUUUUUUAGUAUUGGGAAGGGAACUGAAGGCUUUUCCUCUCUCUCUCUCUCCUCACUCUGUCUGCGUCCGCCCCUCGUCUUCUCUUCGUCUCAAACCCCUCCCUUCUUGCAUCUUUGCAGUUCUGUUCUGCUACUUGAAUUUGAAUAUGGCGUCCAAGAGAUCUAAAUAUCUACUUAACCACCACAAGUCACCUCCACAACAACAACAACCACUCCAACGAUCGGACGCCGGAGCCGAUUCCGAUGCCAAAUCCAAUUCCGAUUCCGAUUCCGCAACCGAAGACGAUGUCUCCACCCCCGUCGCCGCCGCCGCCACCGCUGCUUCGACAGUCACCCCGAAGAAACCGAGAUUCACGCCGACCCUUCCGGAGCCAGGAUCCGGACCCGGAGGGGACGGGUCGGAGUGCUCCUCCCCAUCCGCGUCCGCCUUCAUCGUUAUGCCCUCUUCCACCUCCUCGCGUCCCCUCGACAAGACGAAGAUGCGGAAGAGCGCCGGCGGCAUGAAGAAGUUCACCGAGGAGGAGGAGAUUGCGCUGCUCAAAGGUCUCGCCGCAUUUUGGGCCAACGGAAGGAACAACAAGUGGACCGAGUUUCAUCUCUUCAUCAAAGACGAUCUUCCCCGCGAAUUCACUAAGAUUCAGGUCUCGGAGAAGAUUCGAGGCCUCAAGAGGAAGUACGACACCAAUUUAGAGAAGGCUCGAGCCAAUGGAGGACACCUUGACUUCCCCGACCACCAUGAAUCUGCUCUGUUUGAGCUUUCGAAAACACUGUGGGGAGAUGAGGAACCCGCUGAAAAUGGCCAGGUUGAAGAGAAGAAGCCAUUAGUUAAGAAAGAGCAAAAAGCCAUAGCUCCCAAGAAGAUAAAGAAGAAUGCUGAGGAGGAGGAUAAUGGAGAUGAAGAGAAGAAGAUACUGAAGAAGCACAAACAGCAGACGGAAGAGGAGUUCAAAUUGGCGUAUCCUUUGUUGUAUAUGUCGUUUAAUGCAAUGGGUUAUCCCAAAUUCUUCAAGAACAGCUUCCAUUUGAUAGAUAGGGAGAAGGCACAGGAAUUGGAGGAGAAGUGGAGGGAAUUGAAUGCCGAGGAGCUUCGUUUGGAGAACAAAAGGAUUGAAUUGACUAAGAGGGAUUUGCUUAAUCAUUCCCUCUUAAGCAAGUGAAGAUCAGGAUCGAUCCUUGUGUGCUUUGUAAACAGUUUUGUUUAUGGCUCGAAAGUACUCGGACUGAUUGCACUGAUGGGUGGGAUGGGCUCAAAUUUUGCUCUGCAACUCGGUGUAUCAAUUACUAGUAUGACAAAUAUAUAUAUUUAUAUAUCAAUUGAACCAGAUCAGAAUUUGGAACAUAUUAUGAUCAAGUCGGCUGAAUGAAUAUUUACAUGGCUUUGUUUGUAAAGCUUGAAAAUGCUAACAUAUAUAUAUAUAUAUAUAUGUUGCUAUAUUUCUGUGUCUGAGUUAUGUCAAUUAAACAUUAUGUAUGGUAGUAGAUGCAGUCAAUUUUGUUUGAUUGUA
Molecule: messenger RNA, 1516 nt
Organism: Andrographis paniculata
Lineage: Eukaryota; Viridiplantae; Streptophyta; Magnoliopsida; Lamiales; Acanthaceae
Exons: 2
Coding region: 158-1168 (336 amino acids)
Biological process (GO): regulation of DNA-templated transcription
Cellular component (GO): nucleus
Source: RefSeq, a predicted model, not a curated record